Labrus mixtus (cuckoo wrasse) is the source of this 2751-nucleotide messenger RNA. Its product is annotated as splicing regulator SDE2-like. Gene Ontology annotation, cellular component: nucleus. Lineage: Eukaryota; Metazoa; Chordata; Actinopteri; Labriformes; Labridae. The transcript has 7 exons. The record is from RefSeq and is a predicted model, not a curated record. The coding region runs from base 53 to 1234 and encodes 393 amino acids.
GUGCAGAAGAGCCGCGCAUGCGCAGUGGAUCAGUCAGUCUGAAGUCGCCAACAUGGAGGUCUUCGUUAGCGCUCCGAGCUUCAGCUUCUCUAACGCCGAGUUUCCGGCCGGCUCUGCGGUCAGAGACGUCCUGAGCCGGUUCAUCCACACACAGGGAGUUUCUUCUUCUGAGGAUUUCUACGUGGUCAGAAAUGGCCGCCUGUCAGAUUUGGAGGAUCCUCUGCAGCCCGGAGCCGUCUAUCACCUGGAGCCCCGCCUCCGUGGGGGGAAGGGAGGGUUCGGCUCUAUGCUGCGAGCUCUCGGCGCUCAGAUUGAGAAAACGACCAAUCGUGAAGCCUGCAGAGACCUGAGUGGACGCCGACUCCGAGACGUCAACCACGAGAAAGAGAUGGCGGAGUGGCUGAAGAAGCAGGCGGAGCGCGAGGCGGAGAAGGAGCAGCGGCGUCUGGAUCGUCUGCAGAGGAAACUGGCCGAGCCCAAACACAUGUUCACCGACCCCGAGUACCAGCGGCAGUGUCACGACCUGUCGGAGAGACUCGAGGACUCGGUCAUCAAAGGUCUGCAGGUGUCGUCGAGCGGUCAGGUGAGAGCCGACGAUGUUUCAGCGGCGAAGAAGAGAGCGAGCCCUGAUCAGAGCGAGCAGCCACAGAAGAAGAAGACUAAAGCAGCAGCGGCCGCUUGUUUCUGGACCGGUGUGGGCGAGCUGCUGAGCUCUGAGGACAGUGAAGACGAGGAGGAGACUCCAUCCACGUCCUCCUCCAGCUGUGGAGCUGCUGCUGUUACCAUGACAAUGCCGACAGAGGAGGCGGAGCCUGGGCAGAGCAGCAGUUUAGUUUUGUCUUUCAGCUCGUCAUCCUGCAGCUCCUCAGAGACCACUUCAGACCAGACCAGCAGACCCUCAGAGACCACUUCAGACCAGACCAGCAGACCCUCAGAGACCACUUCAGACCAGACCAGCAGACCCUCAGAGACCACUUCAGAUCAGACCAGCAGACCCUCAGAGACCACUUCAGACCAGACCAGCAGACCCUCAGAGACCACUUCAGACCAGACCAGCAGACCCUCAGAGACCACUUCAGACCAGACCAGCAGACCCUCAGAGACCGCCUCAGAGCCGACCCCUCACCCUUCAGAGGAUCAGGAACCUGCAGUCUGUAGACCCUCAGAGGAGUCGAGCGGUUCCUCUCAGCAGCAGGUCAGUGAGCUGUCAAUCAAGUCUGAGCAUGCUCAGUAGAGACUUCCUGGCGUCUUCAGGGAGAAGAACACUGAUCUCAGCAGGGUUUUUUUCCUGGCUCUGAACGGGCCUUUGGGGGGUUUGACUUGACGCGCUGUAGUAAACGUUCGACCUGCGUAUAACAGUAUAGUCUGAGUCUGUAUUCCCUUAUUUGACAGAAAUCUGUGCAUUUCCUGUUAUAUCUGACCAUUUUAUAAAUAAUAUUAUCAUUAUGCUUAAGUUACUGAAACCACAAUUAAAUCUGGUAAAGAUUUUUCUUUUUUAUCGUAACAGUGAAACAGGGGAGGAGAGGGAUUUUGAGGGAGAGGGGUGUAAUGAGAUUGAGAGAGGGGGGGUCACAUCCUCAGUGCAUUUCACCCUCUUCCUAUGAUGGCUGCUCUUUACCUUUAAAUUGUGUUUUAGUUUUACAUUUGUUUAAGUACAUUUAUUUGAGUUAAGGUAUUAUGUCAAAUAAUCACAGAUUUCAGUCUCAGAUAAUUUGGAUCAUUUGAUCAGAUCAGGAACUUGAGAAAUAAUAAAAACAUAUUUGCUGUUUGACAGUCUGCGUGGAGAAGUUCAGAGACUACAGCUGGCUGACGUUACGGUCGUUAACUUAUUGAUUGUUGAUAAAAGCAGACACGAUGGAAGUGAACGGAGAAAAGUUGAACGUGCGUUCCCGACUCGGUCCAUACGGACAGCGGAUCAACCGUGUUCCGUUUAACGACGUGUGUGUGGCAGAGACAAGUAGCUGCAGCUACAUCACACACGGUUCAGUUUUAACAUGACUGUUGGGAUAAAUAUUUACCGCCAUGAAGAGCAUUACUCUUUGAAAUGAACUCGCCAAACGGAACAUCAACCCUCAUUUAGCUUGUGAGUGUCAGCGGAGCGUCAUGAACCAGUCAAAAGAAACGAACAGUCAAUCAGCGGGCUAUCCAGCGCGAGCCACAGGAUAAGAGGGGAGAUGACUGCGAGAAGUCAGAGACGUCGUAUUUAAGUUUAUGUUCUCCUUGUUCAACAGUCGUUUGAUGUAGUGAUAUUUUUAAAACAUUCAGAGAGGAUUUGAUUUGCAAUUUGAAUCGUCUUUUGUUUUCUUUUGGCGCUGGUUAAAACCUCUUUGGGGGGCGCCAAAGAAUUCUCUAUGCAGGAGAAACCCUGCUUAGAAAGAAUCUUUUUCCAGAAGAUUGUCUGUUUUUAUUUUGAGUUUGACCUCUGACCUUUUGAUUACUUGUUGUGUUUCUUCCCGUCCAGCAGAUGACCGCGCCUCAGGCCGCCGUGUCUCCGCUCGACUUGUCCUCUCUGUCCUCGGUCUCUGAGCUGGAGGCUCUGGGUCUGGAUGUCCUGAAGGGGGAGCUGAUGAGUCGGGGUCUGAAGUGUGGGGGGACGCUGACGGAGCGUGCCGCCCGACUCUUCUCCGUCCGAGGACUGACCCCGGAUCAGAUCGACCCCGCGCUGCUCGCAAAACCGAGCAAAGCUAAGAGGAAGUGAGGUCAGAGGUCACGGAGCUCUGAGAGAUUAAAGGAACAGUUUUCUAACGUUCA